CAUCAAAAGCAAUCUCAGUUAAUCUAUUCCCACGCCCUCACCGAAUUUUUCUCUCUUCUUCCUCUAGCUAGGUGAAAUUCCCUCACUGUAGCGACUCAAUACACGUGCAUAUGCAAAAUGCUGUGUAUUUGAUUAUAUAUAUGUGUGUAUUAAUCGCGAUUCACGAUCCUCCUAAAAACUGAAGUUGAAAUUGAGGCGAAAUGAAAGGGUUUGAUCUGGUGAACGGCGUUCUGCCGGACGAAUUGAUAGUGGAGAUAUUCCGGCGCCUGGAUGCGAAGCCGAGCCGCGACGCCUGCUCGCUGGUCUGCAAGCGGUGGCUCAGCCUCGAGCGCCUCAGCCGCGACACAAUUCACAUCGGCGCCUCCGCCUCCCCCGACAAGCUCGUCGAGCUGCUCGGCCGCCUCUUCCCGAAUAUACAAUACGUGUUCGUCGACGAGCGCAUCUCCGUCACGCUACCCGUGCAAUGCGGAAAAAGACGUCGCCGUUCACUUACGAGGGGCAGGUGGGAUGAGGGAUCUGACCAAAAUGCGUUUGGCGAUGAUAGCAUGGGAGCUAGUUGUUUAUCAAACUAUGGGCUGGAAGCUGUUGGGGGAAGCUUUGUAAAGCUUGAAAAAUUGAGCCUUAUAUGGUGCUCUAGCUUAACAGACGCAGGGUUAAAAUCUUUUGCCGAAAAAUGUCGAUCACUUAAAUCUCUCGAUUUACAGGGCUGCUACAUUGGAGAUGAAGGUUUAGCUGCUAUAGGAGAAUGCUGCAAUUCUCUUCAGGAUUUGAACUUACGAUUUUGUGAAGGAUUGACUGAUAGAGGACUGGUUCAACUGGCCCUUGGUUGUGGGAAGACCUUGAAAUCAAUUGGGGUUGCUGCAUGUGCUAAGAUCACUGAUAUCUCACUAGAGGCAGUGGGAUCUCACUGUAGAUGUCUUGAAUCUCUAUCACUGGACUCAGAGAUCAUCAAUGACAAAGGCUUGCUUGCUGUGGCAAAAAGAUGUUCCACACUAAAAGUUCUGAAACUGCAAUGUCUGAAUAUUACUGAUGAAGCUCUACAAGCUGUUGGAAUAUAUUGUUCAUCGUUGGUGGUAUUGGCUCUAUACAGCUUCCAGAAAUUGACAGACAGGAGCCUGUUUGCCAUUGGGAGGGGAUGUAAGAAGUUGACAAAUCUUACAUUGAGUGACUGUUUCCUUCUGAGUAACAUUGGUUUAGACUCUAUAGCUGUCGGUUGCUCAGAGCUUAUGCAUAUUGAAAUUAAUGGCUGCCACAAUAUUGGAACUGAUGGAUUCAAGUCUGUUGGAAAAUUUUGUGCCCGACUUUCUGAGCUAGCCUUGCUGUACUGUCAGAGGAUAGAAAGUGGUGCCCUAAGCGAAAUUGGUAAAGGAUGCAAAUUCUUGCAAGCUCUUCACUUGGUAGAUUGCUCAGGGAUUGGGGAUGAUUCCAUGUGUAGUAUAGCCAUGGGCUGUAGUAACUUAAAGAAACUCCAUAUUCGCCGAUGUUAUGAGGUGGGAAAUAAAGGAAUAGUUGCCAUUGGAGAAAACUGUAAAUCUCUCACUGACCUCACGCUUCGAUUCUGUGACAGGAUUGGGGAUGAAGCACUGAUUUCAAUAGGUCAAGGCUGCUCCUUACAUCAAUUGAAUGUAAGUGGUUGCCACCAAAUUGGGGAUGCUGGAAUAAUUGCUAUUGCUAGAGGCAGCCCUGAACUCAAUUCUCUGGAUAUAAGCGUUCUUCAGAAUCUUGGGGAUAAUGCGAUGAUGGAGUUGAGCGAAGGUUGUCCUUUACUAAAGAACAUCGUGAUAUCACAUUGUCGCCAGAUAACAGACAUGGGGGUUGGCUAUCUUUCAAGAAGAUGCACGUUACUGGAGUCGUGCCACAUGGUGUACUGCCCCAGGGUCACUGAAGCUGGAGUUGCGACCAUGGUUGCAAUGUGUACGAGAAUGAAGAAGAUACUGGUCGAGAAGUGGAAGGUUAGUUCUCGGACCAAAAGACGAGCUGGAUCCAUCAUCAGUUACCUGUGUGUCGACCUUUAAAUCCUCAGGUUCGAGUUUGAGAGUGAACUACGUUCGUGCUGCUUCUCUGCCGGUGGCAAAAAACAACUCUGUAAAAUUCCUCUAUUAGUGAAUAAAGUCAUAGCUUAACCCAACUAUGACUAAUUCCUACAUCUGCAGUAAGUAAAUUCUGUUUGUGUAAUAGUAUGUGAAAUGAUACAUAAUUGUAAAGGACUUAUUUUUUAUAAAUAAUUUGUCAUCAACUCAUACUCCGUAUUCAGAAAGAAAGUCAACAUUCUUUA
Salvia hispanica is the source of this 2275-nucleotide messenger RNA. Its product is annotated as F-box/RNI-like superfamily protein. Gene Ontology annotation, biological process: SCF-dependent proteasomal ubiquitin-dependent protein catabolic process. NCBI's taxonomy places the organism in Eukaryota, Viridiplantae, Streptophyta, Magnoliopsida, Lamiales, Lamiaceae. Gene Ontology annotation, molecular function: protein binding. The record is from RefSeq and is a predicted model, not a curated record. Gene Ontology annotation, cellular component: SCF ubiquitin ligase complex.